AUGAAGCGGAUGUUAAACGAAGGGAAUCCUUAUUUACCUGAAAUUUCAAAAGUUCGAAAGAAAGACGAAGAUGGACAAAAGCAAAUUAAACGGUAAGUUACCAUCUAGAUAGAUGUUUAAUAUAAUUUUGUCUAAUAAUUAACUUUAGGUUUAAGAAAAACUUUGUGUCUUUGGAUGCUUAUACGAGACACAAGUUGAUGGUGAAUAGCUAUUUACUGUGUUACAAAGGUGCAUCGGGUCAGUUAGAACGAGAUUCAUCUAAGGACAGAGGGAUUUACGAUAUAAUUAAAGUAAGGUUUAAUUUAACUUUAAUUUUUAGGUUUACUUACUUACAAUGGACUUGUAUGAUAAAUAAAUUAUGCUACUUCAGGAAAACCAUCGAUUUCUAUGGGGAAACGAAGACCUAACAGAUGUGGCUAAAGACUGGGACAAGCAACUAGCCAAAAAGUAUUAUGACAAACUAUACAAAGAGUACUGUAUAGCAGAUCUGUCGAGGUUUGAGAAGAACCAGAUCGGGCUCAGAUGGAGAACAGAAAAAGAAGUUGUUAGUGGGAAGGGUCAAUUUCAAUGUGGAGGGAAGCAUUGUGAGAAGAAGAAGAAGCUCACGAGUUGGGAAGUGAACUUUUCUUACGAAGAACACGGAGAAAAGAAGAAUGCCUUAGUUAAGGUCAGGUUAUGUCCAGAAUGUUCAUUGAAAUUGAACUUUCAUUCGAAAAAGAGAAAGAUCAAGAAGGAGAAAGUCAAGAAGAAGAAACACAAGAAACAUAAGAAGAAGAAAAGAAGACAUUCGGACUCUGAGGACAGUGAUUCAGAUGUAAAUGAUAUGCCAGGUACAAGCAGUAGCGACAUUAAAGUGGAAAUACAACAAGAUGCAGAUAAGACGGAAGAGGAGAAGAAGAAGGAGGCGGAAAAGGAAGCUCAAGACAUCUGGUCAAAGCCUGUAGAUGUGAAUGAAGAAGAAGCUACAGGGCACGAUGAAAUGGAGAGCUUUUUUGACGAUCUGUUGUUGUAG
Messenger RNA from Bursaphelenchus okinawaensis, 1012 nucleotides. The record is from the annotation of a GenBank genome assembly. Lineage: Eukaryota; Metazoa; Nematoda; Chromadorea; Rhabditida; Aphelenchoididae.